CUAUUGUACGUGCCCAAUCGCCGUAUACUUUCUGCAUUUAACUCGGGUGACAUUUUUAUUUCAUCAUUAGCAUCUGGCGCCGGACGGACUCGGUGAGCAUCAUUUUCACCAAGGAACCCUCGGAAGAUGAUCAGCAAGAUUAAUAUUGUUUAUCUCGCUCCGCGUUAUUAAAGUCAGUGCUGGCCGUAAACAACCGCGUUUAAGUUCCCACUACUGGAAGAGUUUACCAAGGACCUUCAAACUGUUAACAGAUUUAAAAAAAAGAAGAUUUUUUUAGCGAUCUUCAAAAUAUAUUAUAAGCCCGAAUUUCAAGCCAACAUGCCCGAAACAACCCAGGAUUCAUGUGCUUCGGCGAAAGACUCUCCAUUUUUCAUUAAAAACCUUCUUAAUUCUGACAGUAAGCCGUCAAAACCUAAGCCUAUUUUGGCAUCAACUAAAGCAGGACUUGAUGGCAGCUUCUCGCUCUCUCAGGUUGGGGAAUUAAACUUUCCUCGCUUUGAGUUGCCGACCCAGCGCUUUGCGUUACCGGCUUACCUUGAGCGUGCCUCGGCGUGGUGGUACCCGUACACACUCAGUGCAUCUGCGCAUCUUCACAGAACAGAAGCAGCACAGAAAGCGAGAGACUCCUCACCGAUCACAGGCACCGACCGAGAUUCACCUGAGCUCGUGCUCAAAUCAGACCCGGACGCCAAGGACGAUGAAGACGACAACAAAAGUGGAGACGAGAUCGUCCUCGAGGAGAGCGACACUGAAGAGGGUAAAAAAGAAGGCGGCUUGGACGACUGGAAGAAGAGCGAUGACGGCGCGGACAAGAAACCUUGCCGGAAAAAGAAAACUCGCACAGUGUUCUCGCGGAGUCAGGUGUUCCAGCUGGAGUCCACCUUCGACAUGAAACGCUACCUCAGCAGCUCAGAGCGCGCGGGCCUUGCUGCCUCCCUUCACCUCACAGAGACCCAAGUCAAAAUCUGGUUUCAGAACCGGAGAAACAAAUGGAAACGUCAGCUGGCCGCAGAGCUAGAGGCCGCCAACCUAAGCCACGCAGCGGCGCAAAGGAUUGUGAGAGUACCCAUCCUGUAUCACGAGAACUCGGCCUCUGAGAGCUCCAACACAGCGGGCAACGUGCCCGUAAGCCAGCCGCUGCUCACUUUCCCUCAUCCGGUUUACUACUCGCAUCCCAUCGUCACCUCCGUGCCCCUCCUCAGACCGGUUUGAGAGGACGAGGGAUGACUUUUUCUAUGUAACUAUGUAACUAAAACGAUUUUACAAAGACUCGACAAGAGGGAAAGAGAACAGGGGGAAAUAAAAAAAAAGAGACGAAUUAUUUUUGUUUAGAAAAUAGUUAAAAAAAAAAGAAAGAAAAGAAAAAAAUGUACAAAGACGCACUGUCAUGCAUUUGAGCCCUACAUUUUUUUAACUCAUAAAAAUACCCAUAAAACUACAGAUGAAUAAGGCGAAUGUUUAGAGGCCUACAUUUCUAAUGUUGAUGUUGGUUGGAGGUUAAUUAUAAUGACAUCGUUAAUUUACUGUCAUUAUUAUUAUUAUUAUUAUUAUUAUUAUUAUUAUUAUUAUUAUUAUACUGCUACGGUUUAUCUAUUAAUAUUACAGAUAAACUUGCUACCACGUCAAAGGAAAGGUUUUAUACACAUGGUUCAAUUUCUUUACAGCCCUGGGGGAAAAAAUCACACAGCCCUAAACACGGAUGUGCAAUACUACUGUGUAUGAUCUAUAUAUUAAGGCAAAAAUAUUAUUUUUGAAACUCUUUAUUUUAGACACAUUUUCUUAACCAAACAGUUCUUAGGCUGAGAAGAUAACCGCUGAAAAACGAUUUUGGUCCCGCGUUCAAUGGACAAUCAUAGGCUAUACUGACAGAAAUUGCAGUUAAACUGAAGACACACAAACACGAAGAAUAAAAAACUUUUACUUUUAUCUAUAUUAUUUACAGAUGUAUAUGUACAUGUACAGAUAUAACGAACCAAAAUGAGGAAAGGUGUCAUUUGUACAGUAAUAGCUGUUUUUUUUUUUACAUUGUAUUGCUAAAUUCUGUUGUGAAAUAAACGAAGACUAUUAAAGUCUACAUGUCUUGAGUGACUAACCUGACUUUGUGGCACGACUGUUGUGUUGAGGCGAAUAACGAGAAGGCUUCUGUGAUGUCUCAAUUUAUAAUGCUCAUGCAUAAAUUUGGAGAUGUUGCAUGACUAAUGCACUCGCGUGAAUAGUGAUAAAAUAUUAUUUUCAGGAAAUAAUAUAGGCUAUAUACAAAUUAAGAAAUCAACAUGGGAGACAAAACUGA
This is a messenger RNA of Cyprinus carpio (common carp), 2290 nucleotides long. RefSeq names its product homeobox protein HMX3. Gene Ontology annotation, cellular component: nucleus. Gene Ontology annotation, molecular function: DNA-binding transcription factor activity, RNA polymerase II-specific; RNA polymerase II transcription regulatory region sequence-specific DNA binding. NCBI's taxonomy places the organism in Eukaryota, Metazoa, Chordata, Actinopteri, Cypriniformes, Cyprinidae. Gene Ontology annotation, biological process: regulation of transcription by RNA polymerase II. The record is from RefSeq and is a predicted model, not a curated record.